This is a messenger RNA of Acipenser ruthenus (sterlet), 2661 nucleotides long. Its product is annotated as leucine-rich repeat-containing protein 51. Bases 149 to 721 code for a protein of 190 amino acids. The transcript is spliced from 5 exons. The record is from RefSeq and is a predicted model, not a curated record. Gene Ontology annotation, molecular function: protein binding. Lineage: Eukaryota; Metazoa; Chordata; Actinopteri; Acipenseriformes; Acipenseridae.
UCUGUUUUUGUAGCAAGACUCAAGUUUUGGCAGUUAGGGUUUUGUGACACACCACUAGGCUUUCUAUAACUAGUGAUCGUCAAUCGCGGCUUUGUAUUCAUAUGUUUGAACAUUAAAAAACAAAACAAACCAAAAAAAGUAAUACUACAUGGCUGGAAUAGUCAAUAAAGACACCAUGUAUGCCCCCCCUUUAGAUUUGUCUUUCAAGUGUAUCAACUCCAUGACAGGUGCGAUGGCAGAGGAGCCACGCACAGGCCUACGGCGCUUACAACAUACCCCAGAAGGGAAAGUCUGCAGCAGGGUGUUGCGUCUCAAUAACAACAUUCUACCAGACCUGAGCGGGUUUAAUGAGGCUAUUGAUCACUUUAUAAAAGACACCAGCCAGCUGUCCUGGAUCGACCUGUCUUUCAACGAUCUCUCCACCAUCGACAAUGUCUUGACUCAGUACAAGAACUUGCGGGUGUUGUAUCUCCAUGGUAACAGUAUUAUCACACUGGGGGAAGUGGACAAACUGGUGGCUCUACCCAACCUGCUUAGCCUGACGCUUCACGGCAACCCCAUGGAGAAUGAGAAAGGAUACAGGAACUAUGUGAUGUCGGCACUGCCCCAGUUAAAAACAUUAGACUUCAGUGCUGUGACCAAGCAGGACCGGGUCACUGCAGCGAUAUGGAGGAGAGGCUUCAAUCAACAGAAACGACCCAAGAGGAACUUUGAUGUGUAGCUCCAAUCACAGACCAUCUCGUCCACUUAACCAAUCAGAAAGCAACACCUCAAACUACACUGAGAGGACAUGGAUUGAAUAAGGGGGUUAAAGCAUGGGGACAUGCUGGCUUUAUGACUUCAUAGAAACUCACGUUUCUUAAACUUUAACACCUAAUUAAAUAGACUUGAAUCAGUGUGUCAAAUGGCAAAACAAAUAUUCUUUUUUUAAUGUCAGCUGCUCCCAGGCAUUUCUGCAUACUCAUUUCUUUGUCAAGUGGCUCUGUGUGACAUUUUAGACAUACAGUAUAAUGCCUAACCCCAGUUGUUGUUUUGCGAGGUGCUGUAUUUUGUGAACUAUUUUGGUUUGUUUUCUGGUACCCCUAUUGUUAGAUAUCCCUGCAAAAUCUAAGAUACAUGGAGUUACCUUGGAGGACAAAAAAAAGGUUUAUUAAAACAUGUGGACUUAAGAGAUCAAAGUAAAAAGCUCAAGUUGAGUUACUAUUUAUUUGAAUAUAUCUUUGAAUUCCUUUGUAAGGAGGCUAAACCCCAUUGAAGCACAAUACAGUGUUAACACCAGCCCACAAAGGAGGUCUUUGAAAUCCUGCAUGUUCAUAAAGGGCUACCUAUGAACAGAUAAGGUCACAUUUAUCUAGUUCUUUCACCAAAGGGAAAAUUAAAAAUAAAAUUACUAGCAAACACCCACUGAUUAAUCCACUGGUUUUAUUUUCAUAUAAUGAUGUGUAAAACAGUUUAGAAGACCUUAAUAAACCUGGCCCAAAAUGUCUACCUGGAUAAACUUGCAACAGAUGACAAAAACGCAUACAUUAUACCAGUCUUGGACCGUGUAAUACAGUGGAGGUGCUUAUCCAUAUAAGAUGAUAUAGUACUGAACAUGAAAUGUUGCAGUUUUUAACCUAGAGAAAUGUGAUUGUAGAUCCUUUUGGAUGUACAAAUCUAACGUACAGCAUUUCACAUUGCAACAUACAUUACAAUACAUCAUUGCUGUACAGCUCUUCCUUUAUUAAUUAAAGAAAUAAAUGUAUUUUGUACAGGUUGUGCUGGUGCAUUUGAAAAACUGAGAAAAAAAAGCAUUGAUGGCGCCAUCUAGUGUCAACAGUGCAUUUGCACACAUAAGGGGUUUGUGCAAAGUAAAUGCUGCACUGUAUUGAAGAAACAUCUAAUUAAGUUAACUGGGCUGGCCAAAGAGAGCCAUUUAUUUGUUCUUUCAAAUAAAUGUAAGAGUUCAGUUAUUCAGGAAAACUGAAUGCAUUUCCAUGUACCUAUUUAGUAAUAAAGACGUAUAGCAACAUAUCUUACAAAUAUUUAUUUAAUGCAUAAUUACAAUAAACAGAAAACAAAAUGAUAGUAACUGAAUCCUUUAUUAAUGAAUGCUUUUUUGUUGUUGUUGUUAGCCUAAGAGUAUGGGCAACUUAAUUCAGGUAGUAUUUUACAUUAAAGUACAAAACAAAAAAGAAACCAACAAAAAAAACUAAUAGCACACAGCAAGAAGCAGAAUAAAAAUGUCUGCAGAAGUCCUAAGGUUCAUCCCUUUAAAGCUCCAAAAAGUGCUUCAUUUUGCACUAGAGAUCUGCUCGCACCAGUACAGACAUAAUACAAGUGUCCAUAAAUACUUUUAAAAGAAAAAAUGAAGAAAUACAUCUACAUUUCUUCAAGUAUAUUCAUUUAGAAACUAAACUGUUUCAAAAUCCACCACUUGCUCAUUUUUACCAUAAGUGAUUAGGAGUUGAGUUCGGAUCAUGUGUUUUUUGUUCCAUAAACCUCGCUUCUAUAGUUCUGCGUGUAGGAUUUUUAAAAUGAAAGAGACUGAUACACUGUGUUCAUAUAUAGGUAGUGUUCCAGGUGGUCUUUUCUGAAUAAAAAGCUAUAAAUCAUCUUACCAUACAUAAAACAAAUGUAAUAAACUAGGGCUUGAAUUGUUCACUUUUUAUGUUUGGUCUC